Messenger RNA from Penicillium taxi, 1572 nucleotides. Its product is annotated as putative autophagy protein (Atg22). The transcript is spliced from 6 exons. NCBI's taxonomy places the organism in Eukaryota, Fungi, Ascomycota, Eurotiomycetes, Eurotiales, Aspergillaceae. The record is from RefSeq and is a predicted model, not a curated record. The coding region runs from base 1 to 1572 and encodes 523 amino acids.
AUGGAUCAGUUCCAGAAAACCCCGACUAUUGGGGUGGACCCUCAGGGACUUCAGGUGGAGAGGGCCUAUGAGUCGGGUCCGGUUCCACCAGACCAGUUUGAUGAAGAAUACCGCACCUCUCGAAAGGAAAUUUGGGCUUAUUAUUCCUACUACAUUGGCAACAAUGGGCUCUCACUGUUUAACUUUGCGCCAACAGCAUUCCAGAACCUGCUUUCUCAGGCUGCACCUGCCAGUGGUCUCCUAGAUUUUGCUGGAAGACCGCGCUCAACCAAUAGUAUUGUGCUACUAUGCAAUGGCAUUUCCUUCGCAAUCCAGAUCUUCGUCUUCCUGGUUAUCGGCAGUUUUGCCGAUUUUGGCUACUGGAGACCUAACAUUCUAAUUGGGUUGUCCAUUAUCGCGUACGCAAUUGGUUUUGGCUGGUUAGGUGUCCACGACGCGGGUAAAUGGCGCAUCGGUGUCGGUCUAUAUAUCGUCGGCCUGAUCGCCUACCAGACAACAUUGACCUUCUGGACCGCUGCUUUUCCAGGUCUUGCACGCAAUACAGCUGAGAUGAAAGAUAAAGCGGAUGCCUAUGCUGCUGGAACUAUCACUCGUGAGGAGUAUGACCACGCCGACACGAUGGUGCGCAGCCGUCUAGCCAACAUCUCCUUCUACAUUCAGUCGUUAGGCGAAAUCAUCAUCCUUGCUAUCAUUAUUGGAAUUAUGUUUGGCUUGAACGUGAAUGCUAGCGUGGCCAACAACAACUACGGACUUAGUGUGCUCAUUGCAUUUGCUUCUGGCAUUUGGCUGCUGGUUUCUUUACCCUGGUUCUUCCUCGAAAAGCGCCGUCCAGGCCAGGAUCCUGGUAAGCGAACCAUCUUCGUGGCAGGACUGUGGAAUCUAUGGCACGCGAUAAAGCAGAUUUGGCACUUGAAGCAAAGCUUGAUCUAUUUGAUCGGAUACUUUUUGCUAGGAGACUCGCUCAAUACUACUGUGACGGUCAUUUCUACCUUGCAGAAUAGCAUCGUCGCCUACAAUACCCUUGAACUGACAUAUCUUCUCGUUGUUGGAAUUGCCGCGCAAGCGGUCGGUAUCUAUACGUUUUGGUGGAUUCAGCAGCGUUUCGAUCUCAGCACCAAGACAAUGUUCAAUAUCAUUGCCUUUUCUAUCGUUAUCCUUGAUGGCUGGGGCAUGAUCGGAAUCUGGACCCAGCGUUUCGGAUUCCAUCACGUAUGGGAGGUUUGGGUCUACCAAGUAUACUAUGGUCUUUUCGUCUGCCCAUGGUACAGUUACUCUCAGAUCAUGAUCUCAGAAGUCACACCCCGAGGCCAUGAGUUUCUUUUCUUCAGUCUAUUUAGCAUCAUCGGCAAGACUUCAUCUUUCAUCGGUCCCCUGGUAUCCAGCGCUAUUAUCGAUGCGAGUCCGACGGGAAAUAACUCCACUCCGUUCUAUUUCCUAUUCGCUCUGAGUCUGGUCAGUUGUGCUUUCUUAGUUUUCUUCGUUGAUAUCAAGAAAAGCCAGCUUGAGCAGGAGGCGUUCUUGGUAGAUAAGAGGAAACGCUUACAGGCUUCGUCUUCGGAUGAAGACGCGUGA